This is a messenger RNA of Closterium sp. NIES-65, 426 nucleotides long. NCBI's taxonomy places the organism in Eukaryota, Viridiplantae, Streptophyta, Zygnematophyceae, Desmidiales, Closteriaceae. The record is from the annotation of a GenBank genome assembly.
AUGCCUUUCGCAGUUCUUGUGAGCAUCGGGGAUGGUGGAGGAGGAGCACCGGUGCUGGAGGAGCAACAAGUCAUCCUUGGCGUUCUCGGCUAUUACACGACUGAACGCUCUCAUGCGCCACAUUUCAUCCCCCCCUGCCUUUCCCCCUCCCCUCCCAUCCGCUCUUCCCCCUCGCCGUUCCCCCGCCCUCUCCCCUCUCCCCCUCCCCCCAGCAAGGAUCUCAACACAGUGAGGCAGCUGCUACACGACUGCACGGUCUCAGUUACCCACUCCUCCUCCUCCUCCUCCCCCUCCUUCUCCCCUCCGCCUCCCCUUCCCGCCUCCUCCCCCCUCCCUCCCCUUCUUCCUCCCCUUCCUCCUCCUCCUCCACCUCCUCCUCCUCCUCCUCCCCGCACCUCCAACCAAUCGAAGCCGUUGCUGCCCUAG